This is a messenger RNA of Acanthopagrus latus (yellowfin seabream), 6622 nucleotides long. It is a transcript of the gene clip3, whose product is annotated as CAP-GLY domain containing linker protein 3. Lineage: Eukaryota; Metazoa; Chordata; Actinopteri; Spariformes; Sparidae. The transcript is spliced from 14 exons. Gene Ontology annotation, biological process: cytoplasmic microtubule organization. The record is from RefSeq and is a predicted model, not a curated record. Gene Ontology annotation, cellular component: nucleus; cytoplasm; microtubule plus-end. Gene Ontology annotation, molecular function: microtubule plus-end binding. Bases 148 to 2115 code for a protein of 655 amino acids.
AGAGAGAGAGAGAGACAGAGAGAGAGAGAGAGAGAGAGAGACAGAGAGAGAGAGAGAGACAGAGAGAGAGAGAGCGUCAGUGUUGUGAUCGGAGGCUCAGCACAGAACAACCAGCGGCUUGUCUUCAGGCCCGCAGCAUCCUUCAUCAUGACUAAAGAGGAGAACCUGGAGGUGCAGGAGAAGGAGAGGCACGACCGGGAGGAGCAGGAGGAGGGGAGGGUCCAGAGAGAGGACGAGGAGGCACUGACCGAGGAGGAAGAAGAGGAGGAAGAGGAGAAAGACGAGGAAGAGGAGGACGAUGACGAGGAGGAGUACGAGCUGAAAGAGGAGAGGGAGGGGGAGGACAGAGCCGAGGUGGAGGAUGAGGCGGAGGACGGGGAGGAGGACGAGCGGGAGGAGGAGCGGGAGGAAGAGGGGGAGGAGCCAGCGGCCGGUCAGGAGCCCGAGGUCGAGCCGGAGCCCGAGCCGCUGUCGGUGUCCGAGUACCAGAGUCCAGUUCACGAGCCGCGGCGCCGAGCCAUGGUGCACCCGUCCGCCCAGGCCCCGCUGCCCAAAGACUACACCUUCACCUUCUUCGACCCAAAUGACCCGGCCUGUUUGGAGAUCCUCAUGGAUCCUCGGACCACCAUCCCCGAGCUGUUCGCCAUCGUGCGUCAGUGGGUUCCACAGGUGCAGCACAAGAUCGACGUGAUCGGCAACGAGAUCCUGAAGCGCGGCUGCCACGUGAACGACCGCGACGGUCUGACCGACAUGACGCUGCUGCACUACAGCUGCAAGGCCGGAGCUCAUGGAGUCGGCGACCCGGCGGCGGCGCUGCGCCUCAGCAGUCAGCUGAUCUCUCUGGGCGCCGACGUGAGUCUGAGGAGCCGCUGGACCAACAUGAACGCUCUGCACUACGCCGCUUACUUCGACGUCCCGGAGCUGAUCCGAGUCCUGCUGAAGGCCUCUAAACCCAGAGUGUUGAACUCCACAUGCAGUGACUUCCACUACGGUACAGCUCUGCACAUCGCUGCCUCCAACCUCUGUCUGGGUGCAGUUAAAUGCCUGCUGGAGCACGGAGCCAACCCCACCGUCCGGAACGAUAAAGGUCUGGUCCCAGCAGACGUGGUUCCCGACCCCAUGGACAUGAGCCUGGACAAGGCCGAGGCGGCCAUGGUGGCCAAGGAGCUGAGGCAGCUGCUGCUGGAGGCCGUCCCUCUGAGCUGUAACCUUCCCCGAGCCACGCUGCCAAACUAUGACAACAUCCCAGGAAACCUGAUGCUGUCCUCUCUGGGGCUGAAGCUGGGAGAGCGCGUACUGCUGGAUGACAUGAAGGUCAGAGAACAAACAGCGAACUCACCUGUGGUCAGGGAGGAUCAGGGAGGAUCAGGGAGGAUUACCGGCACUCUGAGGUUUUGUGGGACUACAGAGUUCGCCAGCGGUCAGUGGGUCGGCGUGGAGCUCGACGAGCCGGAGGGAAAGAACGACGGCAGCGUGGGCGGCGUCCGCUACUUCAUCUGCCCUCCUAAACUUGGGAUUUUUGCCCCCGUGUCAAAGAUUUCCAAAGCUGUGGAUCAGACGCCUUCAUCCGUCACCUCCACCCCCAGAACCCCCCGCAUAGACCUGGCCUCCCGCCUCGCCGGGAAGACCAAGAAGGAGAAGGAGAAGAAGGAGAAAGUGAAAUCCCAGAAGAAGAAGACGUCAGUAGCCAGUCUGGAUCCAGACGGGCUGAACGUGGAAGUUGGAGAUCACGUUCUGGUGGCUGGACAGAAAAACGGCAUCGUUCGCUUCUACGGCAAGACCGACUUCGCUCCAGGGUUCUGGUUUGGUAUCGAGCUGGAUCAGCCGACAGGAAAACACGACGGCUCGGUGUUCGGAGUCCGCUACUUCAGCUGUCUGCCCAAAUAUGGAGUGUUUGCUCCGCCCUCACGUGUCCAGAGAAUCGGAGGUCCUAAAGACGGAUCACAGAACGACAAAUCCAUGGUGAAGAAAGUUCAUCAAGUCACCAUGUCGCAGCCCAAGCGUAACUUCAACACGAUGCGUUCUCCUAAAGACCUGACCUCCGAGAGCUCCAUAUCCAGAUUGCUGUUCUGCUGUUGGUUUCCGUGGAUGCUGCGUGCUGAGAUGCAGUCCUAACCGCGCCCUCCUCCUUCUUCCUCCUUCACUCCUCCGCCAGAUCGAUCUCUCUCCGCGUCUUCUUUCUCUUCAUCUUUUUACGUUUGGUUUCCUCUCUUCAGACUUUCACAGUCGUGGGUCACACUUCUUGUAGUGGAACCUCCUCCUCCCUCUUCUCUCGCUCACUCUCAGCCCAGAUCACUCUGAUUUAGCCGUUCUAUAGCAAAAUCUAUAGUGCCUUGUAUCUGAUCAAAACGUCCUGCGUUCCUUUAAUCAAACUGAGAAUCCAGCUCUGCUAAAGCAAUUCCCCUAAAAUAUUCUCAUUAUACGUCUUUUCAUUUAGUUUCAGCAGGUUCUCAUCUCAUUGUCCCAGCUCGGUGUUUGUCCAUGUUGUGUCUUUCUUUGGGGCAAAAAUAUAAAAAAACAAAACAAAAAAAACAAUCACAUAAAGUUAGUUUGUGCUGCUACAUGUUUUUUUUUUUGCUGCUACUCGAUUUGGGUCUUAAAUUUUGAGUGUUGGCACCAGGUAUCUUAAAUCAGGAACGAAUUCUGAUGUUCUGACUCAUGUUUGCAUCAGAUCCAGAAACGAACUCUGUCAGUCUGUGAACACAAACAAUAAUGAGGUUUUGCCAAAUGACUUGAUUGUACGACGUCCUUGGACUAAAUCUGUACAGGAACUUUGAUUUGUGCGUGUUUGGGAUUGUCCCUCCACUCAGAGAGCCCUGGUUACUCAUGUAACUGUGAGCCCAGAUGUCAGUGCUUUAGUUCGAUGGUAGAAACUUUAACUUUAGAUCGCGUGUGAAGAACUUUUAUCACCUGCAUGCUUUAAUCUCAGAGAUCAAACUGAAAACAGGGUUAACCAACGACGUUGUGUUUUAUCAUAGUGUUACAGUCAGGUAUUUUUUAUCUUAACCGUCAGAAAACAAAAUGGUCACAACAAAGGGAACGCAUCUCUGUAGUUCAUAUUAGACGGCGACUUUUUAAUAGAGUAACUUGAAUUUAAGUUGUUGCCCUUUGACAACAUUUCUGAACACACAGAAAACAGGUAGUUUAGUCUUUAAUAGAUGAAGUACUGUAGUUAAUAUAGCAACUGAUCGCCUUAGAAUAACUGUUAUAAUCAAUCAGUGCGUUGCCAAAUACAAACAUUGGUCCAUCCAGUUAGAGUUAAAAUAUCAUAUGUUAUAGAAAUCUUAUGAAGAGCUGCAAUCCUAAUCUGACGUUAACCAAAAGUGCUAACAGACCCAAAACUAUGAUUUUAAAUUUUAAAUAUAAAGUGUUUUCAGCCCCGCUACAUGUGAUAUUAGUGUGAUUGUGUUGCUAAAAAUACGCUUUAUUUAGAGCUUUUAAACAACAUUUAAUCAUUUUGGAGUUUUGUUAAUGAUAAUCAGUUGUACAGCCCUUCAUGAAAAAACAUUCACCUCCUCCAUCUGGGAAGUUUUUCAUUUCCUAGCAUAGAAAUCUGAACCCUGAUAAUCUCCCAGAUGAUAUUUGUAAAGUUUCCCUCCUGACUUCUCUUCCUCUCUUCUCUCGUCCUUCUUUCUCCAUCUUAAAAAAAAAAAGACUUUUUGUGAAUGUGAGCAUCUGCGAAAAAGACAAAAGAGAAUCACAGUUAAUCUAAACUUACAGUAACGUGUGUGCUUAAUGUUGAAAUCUCUCUCUCUCGAAAUAUGUGCAUAACUGAAAAACAGCAAUAUGUAAAACAGUGUACUGAUCUGUGUGGAAAUGGUUCCCGUGUUAAUGUUUCUUUACACUCUGUGUGCACACGAACGCAGAGAGACGAACACGCUUCACGCUCUGACGGCCGAGGCUGCCGCAGACGAGACGCCAGACAACCAGAAAUCAAUCAGUGGACGUACGUUAGCGCCUCAGUGAGCGGUAGAUUCAACGGGUCGAGAGCUGGUGGGAUGUUUGCUUCAUCUGGACCAACACCGAACAUUAAUGGGAUCCAUUCUGGAUCAGACCCGUCCUGUAACAAACCAACCAACAAACAAACAUAAGUAACCUCUGGAAAACCUCUGCGUUGACCUUAUUGUUUGGUUAAAAUCCCCAAAUCUGCUCUUGAAUUUUGAAUCUACCUUCCGUCCAGUUGCUUUUGGUUCUGACUGGUUCUGUCUGACGUCACUCUGACAGUAAACAAACUCCGCCUGGUUGUGGGUUUGUCUCUGCAGCCUCGGCCACAGGAAACACUCCUGCACACUGCUGUUGAUAAUUGUUCUUUUUGUGCCCGUGGAAUCAGCUUCAACAUUACUCUGAUGAUGACUGCAGCACCUUCACUCUUCGGGUUUUACUCAGUCGGCUGCUGAGUUCAGUCGGUCUGCGAUCGGACCGACGCUUUUCAUUCUCGCUCAAACUCAAAGCUGCUACAUGAGACAGCAGAAAGGUGAAAUGAUGUAGGCAGUUCUUUGUUACGCGCUGUGGGUUGAGCUUUGUGUGAAUGGAGCUCUCGUCAGUUCAGCACUUUGAAGAUGAACUGAGCUGGUUUCACUUAACGUUGAAGUGUUUUUUUGCGCAGGUCAGCUGGUUUAAUCGCCGUGUUCAGAUGAAUUUAACUGCAAAAACAGAAAUGGAAAAUAACUGAGAAAAAGGCACAGACAGUUUGUGAAUCCUAACUAAGAUUUGGUAGCUGACAAAAAUGACCAGAUUUUCAAUGUUACCUUAAAUACAAUCUGUCCUGGAGCACCACAACAGCCUUCACUCCCAAAAUGAUUCCAGCUUCAUUCAGGGACCAGAUUUAAAGUUAAAACUGCUGAAUUAAGUCCACAUUAUUUAUUUGAAAUCCAGAUUUUCCACAUCUGUCUAACUGCAGUCAGACAUAAACUCGACUCCGAGCCACUUUCCUGAUAUAUAACACAGACUCCAGGUUACUGAAGCUGUUCUGACGACGAUCUCUUGAGAAAGAUGAUUCGAUAUGCAGAUGACUCACUCCUCUACCUUCCUACUGUACAUUGACGCUGUGAGCUUUCCCCUGCCAUCCCAUCCAAACCCGAACAAAAAGAGUCCGAUGAACUGAAGUUAUUCCACACGUCGUAGUUCACGUCUGUUUAUAAUUUCACACACAGAUACACUGGUGUUCCAUGCUAACGCUCCACAGAGUCGGGCCCGGCCGACUCCUCCAUCCUGUAGGUGAAUAUAGACGUGAGUGGAGCGCAGUGACGCUGAGGUUUGUCUUUGUACAGUAAACGUACCGUACAGUUAAAUGUCCCAGUGAAGCCUCUGUCGGUUUGAACUCUUACUGCUGUGUAAAUGUGGAGCUUUCUCUGCUUUGGCCACUAAGUGUCACUAGUGAGUCACCGGUUAAUCAUCUCACAACAGACGAAGCUUUUCCUCACCACAUAUUCUCUAUUUGUUUCGCUCCGUUUAAAGGACUUCUGUCUGUUUUGGCUCUUUAGAUACAAACUACUGAAUGUUUGCAUGAUUUCUGGAGGAUCAAAGUCGAAUCCUCCCUUCAGUCUUCAGCUGUGGGUCCAGUUCAGUGUUGAGGAAAAAGUUUUUUUUCAUCUGUGUAAAAUUUAGUCUUGUUUAUAUUGUAUGUUCGGCACAUCGUCAUACUGAAACGACUGAAUAGGUCAGUUACCGUCACUCCCCAAACAACAUAUAUCACCAUACUGAAUGAAGUUGCUGAAUCAUAGAAGUUAUGAUUCUAUUUUACUUAAUUAGAUAAAUUGUUCUGUACAAAAUAUACAAGUCCGGGCUUCAUGUCCCAGCCAGUCUGUGGUUAAUGUUACGCACAGAUUAUGAUUUUGGUUAAAUGUUUACCUCCAGUCACAGCUGACUUUUUCUACAUUAAAUCAAACAGACCACAAACUCUGAUGUGUCAAACUUAAAGACGAAGGCUCGAUACUGAAACGUGAGAAACAACAUUAGCAGAAACAGAGUUUUCUUGAAGACACCUUCGGCCAGAUGUUGGCUGAAUUUUGGAUCAUCUCUCUAAAUUUCUGUGAGCUGAUUUUCUGUAGGAAGGAAAUCAGUGAAAACCUGAUGGAGGAUUCUGGAUGAUGAUCACCAGAAACAUGAAACAUCUGUGGUUUGAAAACAUUCAGAACCUUUAAACUCUCUAUAAUCGAUCGGUGUUCGUGUCUGAGAAUAUAAACUCAUUCUCAUAGAAACUAACUCAGCACUGGUUGUUUUAACAUUAAGAAUAUACAGUAUAUAGCCUAUAUUUUGAUAACUUCACUAAGUGUACUUUUUGUUCUCCGGUUUUUGUAGUGUGUGUGAGUGUGUGUGUGUGUGUGUGUGUGUGUGUGUUACUUUGUGCUCGGUUUCAGUCCACGUGUGAGUAACUCCUGUUUUCAAAAAGUGUGAAGCUGACGGACGUUAACGAGGAAACGGGAGAGAAGGAGCAUCGGACGUCCUCACCCUGACAGACACUCACUGCAUGCUCUCUCUCUCUGUGACUUUCUCUCUCAGUAUUUUCUGAUUUCAGUUUUUUCAAUAUGUGUAACUUCUUCUCAUCAGCAUGGAAGUGCUUCUAAUAAUAACAGUGACGACUCUAUGAAUAUAAUAAAGAUGUUGUUUGUUUGUUUUCAUA